AUUUUUUUGCAUUCCCCAUUCGUUGUUUGUUUUCCUCGGCAAGAAUUUUGCAGUUGUGAAGUUUUAUUGGAUUAAUAUAAAAAUCAAGAAUCAAGAUGACGCUUUCCAGUGAUCUGGAAGUUGAUUGUUGUGAAGAAGAAUUGAGUGAAACUCAAGUUAGCUUCUUUACAAAUGCUAUGAUGGAAUAUGAAAAAGCCAUGUCAGAAGCCAACCAGAUAAAAAAAGAAGGUUCAUCAGUUACAAAAACUGGAAAUGUUUGGUUGGUAAAGUCUACAUAUCAGGUUAAAGUUCGGAAUCCUGUUGCACCACCACCUCAGUUACCAACACCAGCGGUUCAACAGACCAUGCAUAGUCCUCGAAGUGGACCUACUUCAUUUUUAAUUAGACCCCCGAUAAUUUCUUCUGUUCCUUCUGUUUCCACACUACCAACAAAAAUUUUCAGGCCUCUGAAUCAGUCUAUAGCUUUGUUACCUGCUGCAGAUGAAACUCCGAUUCCAGCUGUUGAUGAAACUCCAUUUCCAGCAUCACAAUUACUUUCACAAUUUACUGCUACUACCACAAAGAAACAGAAAGCUGCACCAUGCAUACAACCUGGCCAAGUUGCUCAAACUGUUCAAGCUAUUCCUCAAACUAUUCAAGUGGCUCAGGCUGCCCAAACUGCAAAAGUAAUCCAGCUUUCUCAUACUGUAAAACUUCCCCAGACUGUUCAAACACCAAAAGUCACACAAGCUGUUCAAGUUGCCCAAGCUACUCAAGUUGCUCAAGUUACUCCAUCAAUCUCAGGUGGAAAUAACAAAAGAGCUAGUAGCAAUCAACCUGUUCCCACACAAAAGCCAAAUAAGCCAUCAGAAACAUCACAAGCUCCUGCAGUUACUAUCCCAACAAGUCAGCUAAUGACGAUCUUGGCGGUUCCUUCAAAUGCCACUCCAGCGAAAAAUACUGCGAGUGUGCCACCACCUGAAGACACAAAAAUGCUGUCUAAAACGAUACCUUCUCUUUGUGUCGUUGUUCGUCCGGCAAAUUCAGUUCCCGACAUCGUAAAUGCCAAGAAGCGAGAGGCACUAGAUUCGUUCGUAAAGAGCCGUUUAGUUCUCGAUCCUCGUCGAUUUGCGGAAUGGUUAAUGCAGGUUGGGCUUUUACGAAGUCAGCAAUUUGGCACUUGUCGAACACAUUUUAACGCGACAUCAACCCCGGUUCCAUUACAACUGCGAAUGUACGCAGAAGAGAAUAAAUUUCCAUUCAGUGGGGGCUAUGUUUGGAUGACAAAAUGUUGCGAUCGCAACUUUGUUUCGAUAUUUCGUGAGUCAUUAUUCGAGGAUUCUACCCAGUCCCCAACAGUUUUGCUAAAGCUCAUUUAUCACUGGGCUUGCCAAACAACCGUUUCGAACGUAGUUCAGUGGGUGAAAAUUGAUCAUGUCUUUCUUCGCUUGUUCUAUGGCAUGUUACGGAGUGUUUGCACGGUAGAAGUGCAUUCUAGCACUCCAUUGUUCGGCUGCAAAAAUGGUCGCGUUGAGGUUGGAGUGAUUUCAUUAGGUACAACAUCGACGGAUGGCAAGCGACGUGACGUUAAGGUGGAAGUCCUCGGCGUCUAUGAUCAAGAAACAAAGAAAUUCCGACUGCGGGCCUGUGAACCAAUCGCUGGGGAUACGCGUAGUCGAGCUCGAUUUACCAAAAUUCUAGAACCCCUUCCAAAGUGGGUGAAUCAGAAAGCCAUUAUCAUGACAGAUUUCACUGUUGAGCGUGCGGCACUCGAAGAACUAGGAUUUCGCCAUGUAGUACAGAAAAAUUUAAAUACGGUUUCUGUUGAUGACCGCCUAAACAAUCGUACCAUUAUGGAGUACCUCCGCAAAACGGUGCCCAAGGUGUUCCAGAAUACCCUAUCACUUCUUUCAACUGCUACGAUCCAGCAGUUCUUGGAUGAACUAGUGUGGCGUGAAAUCAACGGGCAAUCAUCAUCUGAUGCUUUCCAUAAUAUUAUUCGCGAUAUCAGCGCUCAAGCUCGUGCAGAAACCGGAAUGCCAUUAGUCAAGCGUCUACCUAUCGUGUCAGUCGAUCCAUUCAAAGACUGGAGCAUUACCCAAAACAAACCAAAUCAAACCUCUCCAAAUGAAGCCACGAGCACGGUAGCUCUUAAGCGCCCAAUGGUCUCAACUAUUAAAGAGAGUGCCUCAACGAGUGGUGCAAGUAAUGCAAAGGAAAUGCGCACUGUAUCGUACUACGCCACUAUGUUGGAUUUAAGUAAAGGAGUAGCCAUUCCGGAUCCGGAGGAUUCAGAAAUGACAAGACCUCAUCUCCAAUGUCAGCAUUCGGAAUGCAAAACAGUGACGCAUACUAACUUGGAAAUGAUGGCACACUUGAGGCAACAUUUGGUGAAAGACGCAGUGACUGAUGGAGAUGAUUGGACGGAGCAUUGUAGUUAUUGCUUGGAUACUUUAGCUACUGCAAGUCAGAAAAAAGCGCACGAAGAAAAUCAUCACUUGUUUCUUUCGACAUUUAAGUCUCAAAUGUCGAGGGAAGAUACUGCUUCCGUUAAAGAUCUGGUGUGUUUAAUUUGCCACGAAAAGUUCGCACAAUUUCGCCAGUUGGAGCAGCAUUUGGAGAAGACGCAUGUGUACUGUGAGAUGCCCUAUCGCUGCCGUGUCUGUCAUUUCCAGACUUCAGCCCACUCGCAACUGAUCAACCACUUCUAUGAAAAUCACAAGAAUAGUUUACAUUUGUUGUGCCCUUUGUGCCUCGACACGUUCGAUACAAAAGGAGACAAUGAAGCAAAAGCAUUUGAUACAGGGCAUAUGCAGUACUUGCAGCAUCUGAAAAACCAUCUACCGUUGACAAACGGCCAUCCUUGCAAGCGUUGUGUUCUGACUUUCCAAGAGUACGAUCAGUUACUCUAUCACGUUCGUACUGACCACCUCUCGGCCAUAACAAACAUACACGUGCGGCCUUUUAGUUACACGAUCAUCAAACCAGUUGGUACCGUAGGCGGCAAGAAUCAAGUGGUGGUCUAUUCAAACUCAUCAAAUACUGGAUCACCUAACCUUGCCUCAUCAAGUUCUCCUAAUUCGGUUGCUGGUACCGGAAUGAAAGCAAGUCUUAAAACGUACUCUAAAGAAGUUCAGGAGAUACCGAAUACAAGUGUGGCCCGUCGACUUCCGAACGUAACUCUGACAGAGGAGAUGCUUCUUGCUGCCAACCUAUGCAUUGAAUGCAAAGAGCCUUUAAAGAAGAAAAACCAUUUCACCGGGUACAUGUGCUGUACUUUGUGUCGCUUUUCAACUUGCUGUGGCAUCGCUAUGAAACUUCACCAGAAUCACGUCCAUAAAGGCCAAGUUGGUCCAAUCCUUGGUUCUGUUUAUGCUUUAAGUGAGACGGUGAAGUGCAAAUGUGGAUUCUCUAGCAGCAGCGGUCUUGAUUUGGAACGUCAUAUGGUUCAGUGCGGUGAGAAGUCAGUUACUGUUGCGUCGUAAUUCAACCAUUAUUCAUCGGGGAUUAAUUUACAAGGGCUUAUAAUCAAGAUAUUGCAUACGAAAUUUCUGGUAUCUCAACUAGAAUUUGUACUGAAUAUUUCCUUUUGGCCAUGUUCUAUUUGUAUCCCAUUAUCAAGAAAUACAUUUCCUAAUUUGUGUUAUA
This is a messenger RNA of Daphnia pulicaria, 3627 nucleotides long. RefSeq lists its product as uncharacterized. Gene Ontology annotation, cellular component: nucleus. The record is from RefSeq and is a predicted model, not a curated record. The transcript has 10 exons. Gene Ontology annotation, biological process: regulation of transcription by RNA polymerase II. Gene Ontology annotation, molecular function: DNA-binding transcription factor activity, RNA polymerase II-specific; sequence-specific DNA binding. NCBI's taxonomy places the organism in Eukaryota, Metazoa, Arthropoda, Branchiopoda, Diplostraca, Daphniidae. The coding region runs from base 96 to 3464 and encodes 1122 amino acids.